Molecule: messenger RNA, 1135 nt
Organism: Ochlerotatus camptorhynchus
Lineage: Eukaryota; Metazoa; Arthropoda; Insecta; Diptera; Culicidae
Exons: 2
Coding region: 34-1098 (354 amino acids)
Source: RefSeq, a predicted model, not a curated record
CAGAACGUUCAAUUUAACUCACCCAGCAGAAAGAUGAUGACGACGCGUAAAAAGAUCACACCCAUGUUCAACGAUUAUCUGUACGAAGCCAUCCGUCGGAUCGCCAUCGAGCAGGGCUUCACGCCGGAUCUGUUCUCGGUGGACUUCGACGAGGAGACCUGCAUCGAGUGCGAUGGGUUUGUGAGUUUCGUGUUCAAGGCCAUCGUCUACGGUGACGAUCGGGAGUUUGUGCUGUGGUGUAAAGUUCCGCCGAAUGACGAUCAGCGCUCGUUGGCCCUGUUCAAGAGGGAGGUGUUCUUCUAUCGGGAAAUUCUGCCGGCUUUCUACGAGUUUCAAGCGGAAAAAGGGAUCUGCCGGGAGAGGGGAGAGGGAUUCUACAGUGCCCCCAAGUGCUAUCUGGCGCAUUGUGAAGUGGAGAAGGAGGAACCGGAGGCAGUGAUAAUUUUGGAGUACGAUGAGAACUACGAAAAGUGGGACUGGGACAAAUUGGAACCGAUCAAUUUGGAGCACACAAAACUGUUGAUGGAGCAGCUGGGGCGGUUACACGCUAUUUCUUUUGCCAUGAAGGAACAGAAGCCGGAAGCGUUUGAACAUUUUAAACUGAAAGAUGUUUUGGCGGAAAGGAACGAUCUGGUUACGCUGAUGAAGGAAUCGUUUGACCGAGCUCUGACUACGAUGAAAACGCGGUUUGCUGCAGAACAGGAUAAGAUUCAGCAGAUAAAGGACGAUGUGUUUCGGGAGUUGACGGCUUGUUCGGACCCGGAGAAGACCGAGCCAUACUGCGUCGUCAGCCAUGGCGAUUGCUGGAUCAAUAAUCUUAUCUACUCGCAUAACGAGAACAACACCGCCAUCAGUGUCGUCCUCACCGAUUGGCAAUCGUCCCGGUACGCUAGCCCGUUCCUGGAUCUGGGCUACUUCUUCUUCUUGUGCUCCGGUGCCCAGUUCCGUUUGGACCACAUGGAUGCUCUGCUGCAGCACUAUCACAACGCACUCAAGGACCUACUGGAUCGCUUGGGUGGAGACACGGCUCGUCAGUUCCCAUUCACCGCACUACUCCGGUUGGUCAAACCCUACCGGGAACUGCUGCUGGACGGUUAGUUGCGGGAGUUGGAAUUUAUGUUUCGAUCUAAUAAAU